GCCUUCGUUCACAGACGAGUAGGCGAACUCGCUUUGACCCUGCACGACAGCUAUCUUAUCACCUUAUUGAAACAAGACGUGGUUGCGUCUGACAGCAACUAAUCGAUCAUGACGAACAGCGAAGGCAAAUACCGCGCACAGUCGUACCGCUUCGAUACGUCGUCAGCCUCAACUAGCACCAUCCCAGACCGCGACGAACAUGCGUUGUGGUUCGCAGACGGCAACGUGGUCGUCGUUGCUCAGGACACGUAUUUCCGCGUCCACCAGGGGGUGCUAGCCCUCAAUUCGCCCAUCUUCAGGGAUAUCCUUGGAGACAUCGACUAUGCUCAGGUUCGAUCGAAAAAAAUUGGGGUCACAAUCGAUCGAGACGAGACAGGUGCAGACGGUACAGUCAUCCGGCUUUCCGACUCCGCCCACGACUUCGAGCACCUCCUGCGCAUCUUCUACCAAGGCUUCGACUAUUUGAACACUACUCGCCCGGAUGAUUUCGCCGACCUCGCAGCAGCAGCGCGCCUCGCGCACAAAUACGACAUCUCCCGGGUCCUCAACGAAGCCACCGCCCGCCUCCAGCAGCUGUUCCCUCCCUCAUUCGAAGCCUGGGACGCGAACGCAAAAAUCCGUGCGUCCAAGCGCUUCCGUCCUGAGGAUGCCAUCGAGGCUGUUAAUCUCUGCCGCGCACUCGGCAGGCGGGAUGGGGGCGACGACAUGUUACCCGCCGCGCUCUACCUCUGCAGCCAGCUCGAGCCUGGGAAGCUCCUCCGCGGGCACCGCCGGGCGGAUAAGACGCUCGAGAAACUCGACAUGGACGAUGUCGAGCUCUGUCUGGACCUGAAGAAGACGUUUGUAGAGAACGCAGCGGACAUGGCGGUGAAGCUGCAUGCGGGAAACGUGAGCGAGAAUUGCCGUGGUGACUUUUGGAAGAACACAUGCAGGUCGCUUCUUGCCCAGGUUAGGCAGGGAUCCAUGAUGUCGAUGGUGUUCAAGGACGCGUUGGGCGGAGACCCGCUAGGGGAGUCGCUGAGGGAGGGGAUCGACACGAUGGAAGAGGUAGGCUUGUGCGCUAAUUGCGCAAGGAUGCUGCGGAAUAGGGAACGGGAUCUUCGGAAGGGCUUUUGGGAAAAGCUCCCGGGUCUGGUAGGCGUGAAGGUGGAGGCCUAAGGACUCGGGAGCGGGUCUGUGGAACACGCUCGUCCUCCC
Messenger RNA from Dichomitus squalens LYAD-421 SS1, 1197 nucleotides. RefSeq lists its product as uncharacterized. Bases 109 to 1158 code for a protein of 349 amino acids. Gene Ontology annotation, molecular function: protein binding. The transcript has 3 exons. The record is from RefSeq and is a predicted model, not a curated record. Lineage: Eukaryota; Fungi; Basidiomycota; Agaricomycetes; Polyporales; Polyporaceae.